Molecule: messenger RNA, 7843 nt
Organism: Python bivittatus (Burmese python)
Lineage: Eukaryota; Metazoa; Chordata; Lepidosauria; Squamata; Pythonidae
Gene: SCARF1
Product: scavenger receptor class F member 1
Biological process (GO): neuron remodeling; dendrite development; positive regulation of neuron projection development
Cellular component (GO): membrane
Molecular function (GO): scavenger receptor activity; low-density lipoprotein particle binding
Source: RefSeq, a predicted model, not a curated record
AGGGAGGAGGGGCCUUUCCGAGAAAGGGCGGGGGGGGGAGGGCAUGGCCCCGAAGCCCAUAGCCCUUGGAGCUGGGCACAAGGGGCCACCGAGCCAUCUUGCCUGGGCUGUGUGUAGCCACGGGGUCUUUCGGGGUUGCCUCUCCUUCCCAUCAGGGUGUGUGGCCGAGGAGACAGGGAGCCUUUGCUGUGUGGAGACCAGGCAGGGCCCUGCGUGUUUCUGCCAGAGAUGGGUGCCCUUCGACCCUCCCGCUUCUGACUCUGCCAGGAAAGGCGGGGUCUGGAAUUCCGAGGCCUUGUGCAAGGGAGGACGGAGCUCUGGACCGAGCUGCUGCCUCCUCCUCCUCCUCCUCCUCCCUCUUCACUAUUCUGCAGCGGUUCCUCAGCAUUCACCUUCCACACCUGCUUCAGCUUUGGAUUGGAAACAGAGCCAGUGAGGACAUUCCAGCAGCCAUGCUGGCGGACUUCCUUGGUUUGAGGAUGGUUGAAGUGUGGGCUGGCCCCUUGUAGGACUCUUGCCCCUGAAAAGAGCCCAGAGGCUUCCCCACUUGUGUGUCUGAGCAAGGGGAGGGGGAGCGAGGGAAUGAACACUGCCAUACAACAGACUGCACUUAGCUUCAAAGUCUGUGUGGGCAAUUCCAUGCCGUGUGUGUGCCCGUGAUGUAUAGCUGAGCAGUGGCAUUUGCACAACUUGCUUUUCUGUGUUUGUUGUGCCGCGCAAAUCUAGCCUAGUUGGUUAACUCAUUCGUCCAGGCGUUCCCUGCCUGGGAAGGGUGGCAGCCUCUUGGUCUCUGGUCUGCUGUUCUGCUCCCGGCUGCUUAGCUAGGAUGGGCCAGGAGAGGAUCCAGAAUCAAGCUGGAAACUGGAGACAACUGAAAUACCUAAGCGCCAGCCAGCAAGGAGAGAGUGACCUCUAUUACACGCUGCUUUGCUUUGCUUUCACUCUCUGAAAGGAAGUCUGGGUUAUGAAUCGUGAGUUGCAAUUCAGCGAGCAACGAACUCGAUGCAGGAGGUAGAGCAGGCACGAUCUUCGGUGAACGCCCACCACACGCUGGAUGCCACUCCAUGAGAGGGAGGAGAGUCCUCCUUGCUUGGCAUCUCUUGGCACAUGGAGCGCCACAAAGACAUGGUCUUCAGCCGACUCUUCCUGACUGAGUGCAGUUAAAUUCAGGCCAGUGAGUUUGGGACCAACUUGAUGGCUGUCCCUCAGAGGGUUGUCACUAAACCUGUAACGUGGUUUGCUUGGUUUGGGUUUAGCAUCUUAUGUGAAUUCCACCUCUAAGGCACGGUUUAUAGCUUGGUCCUUUGUGCGGGCCCAGUCAGUUGUGUUUAUUCAGCAAAUAGUGGCUUCCCACAAACAGGACUUUGGCGGGGGAGAGAGGCCCUUCCUUCGUUUCCAUCCGAUCUGUCAUUCUUGCCAUCUUAUCUCUUUCACCUCCUGUUUUAUUGGCUUGCUUGUAAUUUCCUUGUUUUGAUUUUUGUGAGCCACCAGAGUCUUUGGGAGUUGGGCAGCUUACAAGUUUGAUAAACAAAAGCAAACAAACAAAUAAAUGCACCCUAGUUCUCCGGAAAAGGAGUGCCGCGGUGCGUGUCACUUGAUCGGGAAAGCAGCCAGGCACCAGGGUGAGGAAGAGGCUGGUCCCUGGCACCCUCACUCGGAGCUCUCUUGGGCCAGAGGAACAAUGGGAGCCCUCCCAGGGGCUGCUGCCAGCUGCGGCAGAUGUCCCCGGGUGGAGGGCGCGCGUCCUGCCUGCUCCGGUCGGAAUGGAGAUGGGCUGGGCCCGGGGCCGCUGGGGCCGGCAUCCGCUUCCCGCCAUGCAGGGCUCCCUUGCUGCUUAUCCUUCGCCCGCAUAAGAGGCUUCUGCUGCUCUUCUAGUGCUGCUAGCGGUCAUUUAACCAGUGCAAGGUCCCCUCAGCUAAAAGGGAAGCCACGCCGAUGGCAAAGCAGAAGGGCCAGCAGCAACGCCGGUCUCUGUCCCGCCUCAGACAGCACUUUGCGCAAAGAGCGGGAAGUGAUGCUGCAGCUGAAGGAGGUGGUGGAUCGUCAGCGGGACAAGAUCCGUGCCCAGGACCACGAGAUCCAGUGCAAGGGCCAGGACACAGAGGCGCUGCAGGAACAGCUCAACCGCUUCAUGGCCAUGAAUGAGAACCUUCGCCGGAAGCUGGCCAUCGUGCAGGCACAGCUCGGGAGCGCCCUGGAGAAGAAGGCGGAGAUGGAGGCCCUCUGGGAAGCGGAAAGGGGUAGCCGAGCAGCUGCGCCCUUGAGGACUGGCGCCACCAUGGAAGAGGAGGAGGGGGGUGCGGCAGUGGCCCCGGCACCCCCAGAGCACCUGCCUGGCCAGCGCUCCUUCUCCAAAGAAGAGCUGCAGCAGAUCCUGCAAGAACGCAAUGAGCUGAAAACCAGCCUUUUCUUGGUGGAGGAGGAGUUGGCCUAUUACCAGCGGGAGCUGCUUAACGAUGAGCGGGUCCCUGCCCUCCUCCUGGACGCGGUGAAAUCUGCCAUCAAGAAACAGCGCAAAAAGAUCUGGGCCAAGAUGCUGGGGACAGAAGAGGAACCGACGAGCAGGGAGGAGGAGGAGGAGGGUGAGGGGUGGCUGACGGACCCCCCAGGUUCUGACCGCACGGAUGGCCGCCUGCCUGAAUCCAGGAUCAAGAGCUUCGCCGAGCCUCGAAGCGAUCCAGAUCCCAGGCCGUGGAAAGAGGAUUCCCGGGAAAAGACAAGCCCCGUCCUCGGCCUGGAGUGGGCCGGCUGGCCGGCUUCCUCAGGAAGACCCGCAGGAAAUGGGCGGAGAGGCGCUUCUGCGCGGAGGGUCGCGGCUGUCUGGGCAGCGGGGCGUCCUGCUCGCAGGGCCCCCGGGACAAUGGAGCGCUGCUGGGCUCCGCUGCUGCUGCUGCUCGGCCUGCCGGGCCCCGGGAACGGCUCCGUGGAGCUGGAGCCCGGGAGAAGGCACGUGUGCAGGUCGGCGGAUAGCGUGCCCCCCGUCCUCAUCUGCUGCCCGGGAUGGAAGCAAGUAGGCCCCGAAUGCCCCCUUGCCCUCUGUUUGGGGGCCGACGCCUGCCGGGAGGAGGAGGUCUGCGUUCGCCCUGCUGUCUGCCGCUGCCGGCCGGGCUUCUUCGGGGCCAACUGCAGUGCCCGCUGCCCGGAGCAGUACUGGGGCCCGGACUGCAAGCAGAGCUGCCGCUGCCACCCCCAUGGGAGGUGCCACCCAGCCAGUGGAGUGUGCAGCUGCCACCCCGACUGGUGGGGACCGCUCUGCCAGUCAGCUUGCCUGUGUGGGCAGCGAGGCCACUGCCACCCUGUCACGGGGACCUGCCAGUGCGAGCCAGGCUGGUGGGCCCCUGACUGUCGGCGGCAGUGCCAGUGCAAUCUCUCCGGCUCUCGCUGCGAUCCAGUGACGGGCCGCUGUCUCUGCCAUCGGGGCUGGUGGGGCAGGCGAUGUGCCUCUUUCUGCAGCUGUAACGGCUCGCCUUGCGCCCAGGAGUCUGGCCGAUGCGAGUGCAAGGCAGGGUGGUGGGGGGCAGCCUGCCAGCACCUGUGCCAGUGUCUGCACGGCACGUGCGCACCUCAGGAUGGACGCUGCACCUGCGAUGCUGGUUACAGGGGCCAAAGCUGCACUGAGCCCUGCCCUGGUGGGACGUACGGAUCCCAGUGCGCCCACAGCUGUGGCCAUUGCAGGAACCAAGAGCCGUGCUCCCCCACUGACGGGGCCUGCCUGGCCUGCGACCCUGGCUGGAACGGGAUCCACUGCAAGCAGCCGUGCCCUCGGGGCCUGUACGGAGAGAACUGCACCCAGCUGUGCCCCCGCUGUCGCCGAGGAGAGACUUGCCACCUGCAGACAGGAGAAUGCCAGAACUGCGAGGCAGGAUUCGCGGGGGCCAGGUGCGAGACCCCUUGCCCCCCCGGCUUCUUUGGAGACGGCUGCCAGUCUCCUUGCCCGGACUGCUUCCACGGGAGCUGUGAUCCUGUCUCUGGAACCUGCCUCUGCCAGGCUGGCUACUGGGGCACCAGUUGCAACCAGACCUGCCCGGAAGCCUUUCAUGGCCCCAACUGCUCAGCGCCCUGCCACUGUGCGGGGGCACCAUGCCACCCACUCUCUGGAGACUGCCAGUGGCGACUCCAAGACCAGGAGGCCCUCCUCACAGGCAUACUGGGCCCCCUCCUGCUCCUGCUCCUGCUCCUGCUUUGCUGCUGUUGCUGUUGCUGCCGCUGUGGGGCAGCCUCUGGGCACAGGGCACCAGGGGCCGAGGAGAAUCCCUUCUCUCGAGCGAAGCAUCGCGUGACGGCCUUGCUGCCUGACCUCACCUCCAGCUUGCCCUGCCUCUCAGGGGGGGGCUCGAAGCUUCCGCGGGUGACCGUUGCCCACCGUGACCCAGAGAUUCCCUUCAACCCCAGUUUCAUCGAAGCAGCCUCUGCUGCCUGGCCCUCCGACAGCUCCUUCGCCUCCUCCUCCUCCGACAGAGCCGAUGAAGAAAAGGGGGGCUGCCAAGGGCCACAGUCCGCUCUCCCUCCCAGUGAAGCCCCGGAGGACAGCUAUCCACCCAGCCUUCUCCCUGAGGCAGCGUUGCAUCCCUCACCCUUUGCCAUCCCUCGCACCUCCAGCAUUGCCAAGGGCAAGCGGCCCUCUGUCUCCUUUGCGGAAGGGACUCACUUUGGCCCUCAGAGUCCCAGGUCCCCCCCAGAGGCCCUCAACCCCACCUGGAAGCAAAAGGCCUCUGGGAGCACAGUCCAAGGGGUUCCUCCUCUGCAGCCCAGCAGAUCCCAGGAGGCAUCGUGCGACUCCCUGGGCAGAAGCUGCUAUGAGAAUGUGGCACCUGCUCCCUGGGAGGAGAGCUGCUGUGCCCCUGCGUGCCGUGCCCCUGGUGGCCACAGGAGCUGGGCUGGUGGCUCCCGGCCCCUGGUGCAGAGAGUGGAGGCUCUGGAGGCAGCAGCUGUGGAAACUCCUGUCCCUGGGCUGAGCAUCACCACCAUUUACGUGACUGUGGGCCAGGCUGGAAGGGGCAGCGAGGGCCCCCUGCAGCAUCGGGGCAGGGGGCAGGAGGAGACCACCCAGCCAAGAAGCCUGCAGAAGCUGCCUUGUAGGGUGCAGAAUGCUGGGAAGGACACCCCAAGGAAGCCGGCCGCAGAGGCAGGCCUCAGCGUGGCUGAUGCUGAAGGCCUGCUGGCUCCUGACGAGGCGGAUGGUGGAGGGAGCAGCGGCCUGGAGCUGUGAGCCUGCCUGGAGGAGCACAGCCAGGGGAGCAAAUGUGCCCUGCUGGGUUUGCCCCUGGAGCCCAGCUAAGUCUGGCUCCCUCCCACAAAAGAGGGGGAGCAAAGCUUGAAGGGGAAGAGGCCAAUCCCGCCCAUGCCCUGGAGAAGCUGCCUGCCCAGAAGGGGUUGGGCCCCCAUCCUUCAAUCCUUACCAAGCAGGAGUCUGCCUGCAGUUGCCUAGUGCCCCACAGAAAUGAGGCACUUCCCUCCUCUUCUGAGGGGGAAGCUAAGAAAAGAGCCUUUGGCCACAGUCUGGCAUCUGGAUAGUGCCCCCUCAGAUGUCUCUGAGCUGCUGCAUUGUACUGACAAAGCCACUGGCCCGAAACUGCUGGCACAUGCCAUCCCUCCUCCCAACAAUUCGGCUCUUCUGCUUGUGGGUACCCAGCCUUGAAAGGUUCUGGGGAGCUGCCAGUGGUGGCCAGCAGGGGGCGCCUGCCGCUGGCAGAGCACCAGCCUCCUCCAGGAGUCUUGGGCGAAAGAGGCCAGAGGCCGCGGCCAGCCGGCCAGCCAGCGGGAGGCAUGUGGGAAAGCUGAACUGGCAGCCUUGCCCAAAAGCCUUGCUGGGCCCCCAAAGCAGAAAUGCUUUGCAAGCCAAGACCCGGAAGAGCACGUGGAGUCCUAAACAAAACGUUUGUCAGAGGGAUGAAUGACCACUAAGACUGCAUUAACUGUAUGGAGUCAAUCCAUUUUAAUUUGGAAUUAAAACGAAUUUACUUCUAACCUCAGCUGCUGCUUCUUCCUGGCCUGUCCCCUUGCUGGCCUGUGGCCCCCACUGUGACAGGCAACAGCAGUUUAUGGUUAACUAAACCCUGGUUUAUAGUUUAUGGUUAACUAAACCUUGGUUUACUUAGUGCAGUAUUCUGGGCCCACGUGACACACUGAACCCUGACUGAAGCAUCCAAGCUAGUUUGCCCAGGGCGCAAAUGAAAAUAUUGGGGAUACUGGCCUAGGACCUGGCACUUUUCACCCCUCUUGACACUUCAGUGUAAGGAAGGACCACUGAUUCAGACCUGAGCAGUGUUCAAAUCACCCUUUGCCAACCCAGUCCACAUCCACUCCUUGGUGAAAAAGUGUUCACCCUUCCUGGAUUCUCCUGAACGUUUAUCUCUUUGCCACUGGAUGUUAUCACAACUUCACGUGGGUUCUGCUGAUCCUUCAAGGGGCCUGAAUAAACACAUGGCACCAGAGCUCCAGUUAGUAGCACUGGUUCACAAUCACAGCCAUCCAAUUCGCAGCAUGCCAGAGUGACAAGUAAUUCCCCUACCCCCACAGCUCAAUUCAAUCAAAGGGAUAAGGGGGCCAGUUGGAGCAGUUAAUUAAAAAAAAGUCAGGGCUGAUUUGGGCCAGCCCCGCCCUAUAGAAAUCUCACCAGUCUCAGCUCCUCGACCACAGGGAUGUUCUCAGAUUCUAGAGGCGCACCGUGCCCUGCUCAGAACACAUUAAUGAUCUGUUCUCCCAAAAAAUCCUGGAUGCCUCUCGCUCUGGAAAAAUUAAAAUCAUUUCCAAAGCCCUGGGCUCCCUUGGUCCCCUGUCAGAUGCAAGACUUGAAAUGGAGAUUUGGGAUGAGAGUAUCUUCACAAGAGGGGCAGUCCUGUCAAAAUCUCUCCACAAGCACAGCAUAAAAUUGUACAAGAAGUCACAAAGAACCCAGAACAACAUCCAGGGAUCCACAGGCCCUUCUCACCUUGGCCAGAGUCAAACAUUCCUGUUUCCACUCUCUGAAAAGCAUUGAGAAAAAUGGGAUUUAUGGGAAAGCAGCAAGAAGAAAGCCACUGCUGAAAAGGAGAACAUUGGUGCUCCUCUCAGGUUUGCUAAAAAGCACCUGAGUGACCCUCCAACCUUCUGGAGGACCCCCCCCCCCGAGUGCAAAGUGGAGCAGGGCUACUGUCAGGCAUGCAGGUGGGAACGUGAGGGUUGGGGCUGCCUCAUGACGUGGAUAACCUGUCAUCCAGGUGAGCGCGGCUUUAGCUCUGCGGUGGAGAGUUAAGCGAGAGACCUUUGGUCCGCAUAUGAAAUUGAAGCGCGCGUGAGUGAUGCAACAAGAUGGCAGUCUCAAGGGUACCAGCCCCCCUCCAGGACAAAGAGACCCAGUGCUCUGGAACCACCAACCCUGCUGGAGCUCCUGGGCAGGCAGGCCAUGCUAAAGCAAGCUGAAAUCUUCCUGAGCAGGGAUGGGCUGGGGUUCGUUCACACACACAGCUGGGAAAGAGGAGCUCCCAUUGCAGGAAAUGUUUGGCUACUGCGAUCACAGCCAGAAGUGGUGCGACCAGUUAGGGAAUCUAAGGCCAACUUUUUCUCCCACAGGCACAUCGCGUGUUGGCACAAGCUCCACUUUGAUGUGAUGUGUUUACUCAGACCCCCUUGAAGAAUCAGCAGGACCACUGAAGCGCUGAUAACAUUCACUGGCAGAUAGGCAGACAGAAUCCGAAAGGACGACUACUUUAUCCUUGAAGGGGCGCCGGAGGCCAUUCGCCCCCUCCCCCGCCAAUCCGGUUUCUUCCAGGCCGCCCCGGCUCUCACGGGCGGCUGCGGGCGGGGGGGCAUCGCCCUGCGGGGGCACCGGUGGGCGCGGAAGGAGGGGCGCUCCAGACUCCCG